Trichomonas vaginalis G3 is the source of this 2349-nucleotide messenger RNA. RefSeq names its product cyclin-dependent kinase inhibitor 2C-related family. The record is from RefSeq and is a predicted model, not a curated record. Gene Ontology annotation, molecular function: protein binding. The coding region runs from base 1 to 2349 and encodes 782 amino acids. Lineage: Eukaryota; Parabasalia; Trichomonadida; Trichomonadidae. The transcript has a single exon.
AUGUCUGAUCAAGACGUUAUUCCAAAUAAAUACAGUGAAUUGCGAAGUACCUACAAAUACUACAUCGAUAUAUAUCGUGAGUUAUAUCGCAUGAAAACGGAAGAUGAAAAAGAAAUAAACUUAAUUUACAAAAAGAUCAAAACAGAAAUGAUUGAUUCAAAGAUAUUUCACCCCACAAAUAUUAUAAGAGACAUUUCAUAUCUCUUUUUGUAUAAUAAUCGCUAUACAAAGUCAUAUUUAGCUCUUGCCAAACUCAUAUCUGAUGAAUAUCAUGUAAAAGAGGUUCUAAACAUUCAUAGUAAUUUUAACUACCUAUUUUAUAAAGAAUAUGGAAUUAAAUUAAACCAAUUCAAUGAUUUUAAAAAAUUUAAAUCAGAAAAUCUUAAUAUUCAUACAGAAAAUACAAUUUACGGAGCAAUUAUGUAUAAUGACAAAGAAUCAUUCAUUUCGUUCACAGAAAGAGAAGGAUUUAAUCAAAAUCAACAACUAGAAAGUAUAUUUUAUCCAUAUAAAGGAGUACAAUUACUUGAAUUAUGUUGUUACCAUGGUGCAGUUGACUGUUUCAAAUUCCUAAUGACGAAAUUUAAAUCAAAAAUAACUGAUUGUUGCGUAAAUUUUUCAUUUUUAGGAGGAAAUCCAGAAAUCAUGAGUGAAUGUUUGAAAUAUCAGAUACCAUAUUAUGAAACCAUGGAAUAUGCAAUAAUUUCUCACAACAUUGAUUUUCUUACAUUCUUGAUGAAUGAAUACAAUAUAGAAAUAAAUUUACAUUUGUGCGGAAUUUAUAAUAAUUUGGAUGCGUUUUUAGUUUAUUUCGAUCAAACUAAUGAUAUUGACAAAUGUUUUAUUUAUUCAACUAUGUUUGGUAUUCCAUCCAUUUGUGAAUAUUUCCUUUCACAUGGUGCAAAUAUUAAUGCAAAAGAUCAAUAUGGAAUUACCGCUCUUCUUCUUGCAGCAGAAUGUAAUAGAAAAGAAAUAGCUGAAUUUCUGAUUUCUCAUGGAGCAAAUAUCAAUGAAAAAUAUAAAUAUGGAUAUACCGCUCUUCAUAAAACAGCAGAAAAUAAUAAUAAAGAUACAGCCGAACUUCUUAUUUCAUAUGGUGCAAAUAUCAAUGAAAUAGGCAAUGAUGGAAAAACCGCUCUUCAUAAAGCAGCAGAAAAUAAUAGUAAAGAAACAGUCGAAGUUCUUCUUUCACAUGGUGUAAAUAUCAAUGAAAAAGAUAAAUAUGGAUAUACCGCUCUUCAUUAUGCAGCAUAUCAUAAUUAUAAAGAAAUAGCUGAACUUCUUCCUUCACAUGGUGCAAAUGUCAAUGAAAAAGAUAAAGGUGGACAUGCCGCUCUUCAUUGUGCAACAUUGCAUAAUAGUAAAGAUAUAGUUGAACUUCUUCUUUCACAUGGUGCAAAUAUCAAUGAAAUAGGCAAUGAUGGAAAAACCGCUCUUCAUAAAGCAGCAGAAAAUAAUAGUAAAGAAACAGUCGAAGUUCUUCUUUCACAUGGUGCAAAUAUCAAUGAAAAAGAUUGUAUUGGAUAUACCGCUCUUCAUUAUGCAGCAUAUUAUAAUUAUAAAGAAAUAGCUGAACUUCUUCUUUCACAUGGUGCAAAUAUCAAUGAAAAAGAUCAAUAUGGAUAUGCCGCUCUUCAUUGUGCAACAUUGCAUAAUAGUAAAGAUAUAGUUGAACUUCUUCUUUCACAUGGUGCAAAUAUCAAUGAAAAAGGUAACUGUGGAAAAACCGCUCUUUAUAAUGCAGUAUGUUCUAAUGACAAAGAAUUUAUCGAACUUUUUCUUUUACAUGGUGCAAAUAUCAAUGAAAAAGCUGAAGAUGGAAGAACCGCUCUUCAUGAAGCAGCAUAUCAUAAUUAUAAAGAAAUAGCUGAACUUCUUCUUUCACAUGGUGCAAAUAUCAAUGAAAAAGAUAAAUGUGGAUAUACCGCUCUUCAUGUUGCAGCAUUGUGUAAUAAGAAAGAAAUUACCGAACUUCUUCUUUCACAUGGUGUAAAUAUCAAUGAAAAAGAUAAUAAAAGACAAACCCCUCUUCAUAUUGCAGCACGUUAUAAUAGUAAAGAAAUAGCCGAACUUCUUCUUUCACAUGGUGCAAAUAUCAAUGAAAAAGAUUGUACUGGAUUUACCGCUCUUCAUUGUGCAACAUUGAGUAACAGCAAAGAAACAGUAGAAGUUCUUCUUUCACAUGGUGCAAAUAUCAAUGAAAAAGAUGUUUUUGGAAACACAGCUCUUCAUUACGCAGCAUAUUUUUAUAAAAAAGAAAUAGCCCAAAUUCUUAUUUCACAUGGAGCAAGUAUCGAUAAAAAAGAUGAAGUUGGUAAAAACCGCGAUUCAUACUGCAGUAUUCUUUAA